Molecule: messenger RNA, 1023 nt
Organism: Ascoidea rubescens DSM 1968
Lineage: Eukaryota; Fungi; Ascomycota; Saccharomycetes; Ascoideales; Ascoideaceae
Product: kinase-like protein
Exons: 1
Biological process (GO): peptidyl-serine phosphorylation; signal transduction; endocytosis
Cellular component (GO): cytoplasm; nucleus
Molecular function (GO): ATP binding; protein serine/threonine kinase activity
Source: RefSeq, a predicted model, not a curated record
AUGUCUCAAGUUCACUCUUCCAAUGUUGUCGGCGUUCACUACAAAGUUGGCAAAAAAAUAGGUGAGGGCUCCUUUGGCAUCAUCUUCGAGGGCAUGAACCUCCUCGCCAACCAACAAGUUGCUAUCAAAUUCGAACCAAGAAAGUCUGAGGCUCCCCAACUAAGAGACGAAUUCAGAGCCUACAGAAUCCUUAAUGGCUCAAUUGGUGUUCCCAACGCAUACUACUUUGGCCAGGAGGGCCUCCACAACAUCCUCGUCAUCGACCUCCUAGGCCCCUCUCUAGAAGACCUUUUUGAAUGGUGUGGAAGAAAAUUCUCCGUAAAGACAACCAUCCAGGUCGCCAAACAAAUGAUUUCCAGAGUUCAAACCAUCCACGAAAACAACCUCAUCUACAGAGACAUCAAACCAGACAACUUCUUAGUCGCCAACCCAAAAUCAAAAAACCCAAACCUCAUCUACAUUGUCGACUUUGGCAUGGCCAAAUACUACAGGGACCCCAAAUCAAAAGCUCACAUCCCUUACAGAGAAAGAAAAUCCCUUAGUGGUACCGCUAGAUAUAUGAGUAUAAACACUCACCUCGGAAGAGAACAAAGCAGAAGAGACGACUUGGAAUCCCUAGGCCACGUCUUCAUGUACUUUCUAAGGGGCUCCUUACCAUGGCAGGGCUUAAAGGCUCCCACCAACAAGUUGAAGUAUGAAAAAAUUGGUGAAAAAAAGCAAUCAACUGUUGUUUCCGAACUAUGUUACGGCUUUCCCUCUGGCUUUACUGACUACUUGAACUAUGUUCGCAAUCUAAAAUUCGACGAAACACCCAACUACGACUACCUUAGAAGCGUCAUGGACAAAUCCCUUCAAGAUAUUGGUGAAAAAGAAGAUGGCCACUACGACUGGAUGGAUCUCAACGCCGGUAAAGGUUGGGACUACCUGAUAAACAAAAAACCAAAUCUACAUGGCUACGGUUAUCCAAAUCCAAGAAGACAUCACCACCAACAAAACAACAACAACAAUGCAAACACAAACCAA